GAUAUUUGUUAUCACACCGAAGUCGGAUUGUCUAAAAGACGUAUUAUAAAUUUACGACUUUUUAUUAAAUUAAAUAUUAAUAAACGAAGACCUAGACUUGGUAAGGAUUAAAUUAUAAAGAAUAAAGUAUAAGAUAAUAGUAAAUUCACAAUAUCUCCAUAGUUAACAUACGUGCUAUGUGAUGUCCGGUUUAAAUCAUGUACAAAGAGUUCGAUUAUUGUACAAAACUAUUUUAAGGCUACACCGUGGCUUACCUAAUGAAUUACAAGAAUUAGGUCAAACAUAUGUCCGUGAUGAAUUUCGCAGGCAUAAAAAUUGUAACCCUAAAGAAGCCAGAACAUUCAUGCUGGAAUGGAGUAAAUACACAUUGACAUUAUCAGAGCAACUGUUGAAAAAUGCUAAAUCAGAUAUUGGUUUUGGUAAACAUAUUGCUGCACAGGAUGGUGUAUUAGAAUCUUUCACAGAUGAUCAAAUUGUACAACUGUAUAAUUUAUUUAAAGAAACAACUGGAACUCGGGAUCAAACUAUUGAAUCUGAGCUUUCAAAAUAAUUUUACUUGACAAUUAAUAUUGUGCCUAUAGAAUUAUAGAAAUAUAUAUAAUUUAUAUAUGUUACUACUUACCAUGUAAUUUGCUAGUUGAUUUAAAUUUAAUAUUGUUGCUACAUGUAAUUUUUUAAUCUGUUGAAUUUUUAAAUUAUACACAUCAAUAUAUCAUGAUUUUAAUAUGUAUGUUAUAAACUAAAUUUAUUUACCUUAUUUAAAUACUAAAAAACCUCAUAAUGUAUUUUAAAUAUUAUCUAAAUAUAAAACUAUAAAAAUUAAAAAAUAUUAAUUAUUAAAAACAUUCUAAUGUAAAUAUUCUUUCUCGUAUAAAAAUAUUUUUAAUCAUCAAAAAGUACUUUAUAAAAUUGAUGAUUCAAUUACAUCAAAUGAUUUUAAUUGUUUUCCAUUUGUUAAAUUACCAAAAUUAAGCAUUUUGAUGUGUAAUAAAGAACGUUUUAGUUAUACGCUGAUGCAUUGUAAAAAAUAAAUAUAUAAAUAUAUUAUAUGAAACAUUAA
Messenger RNA from Aphis gossypii (cotton aphid), 1060 nucleotides. It is a transcript of the gene Sdhaf3, whose product is annotated as succinate dehydrogenase assembly factor 3, mitochondrial. Lineage: Eukaryota; Metazoa; Arthropoda; Insecta; Hemiptera; Aphididae. The transcript is spliced from 3 exons. The record is from RefSeq and is a predicted model, not a curated record. The coding region runs from base 182 to 550 and encodes 122 amino acids. Gene Ontology annotation, cellular component: mitochondrion; mitochondrial intermembrane space. Gene Ontology annotation, biological process: mitochondrial respiratory chain complex II assembly; succinate metabolic process.